GAUUGUGGCCCAAUGGGCUUGCAAAUCCCCCAAGAUUCGCUGGCCCGGGCCGUAGGGCCGGUAGUCCUCGGCGGUAAUUGCACGGGUUCGGACUUCUCGGAGUUCAUGGACCUUGUCGCCCAACACAUAUCCAACAUGUCACCCGAUUCCACCAUCGACGAAUUCUCUGUCGAUAACAGCACCAUAUCGACCGAUAAAACUUUUCCACCACCAUUUGCACAGACCGAAUAUUAUCGCCCUCACAAGGCCCCGAGAAGGGACCGUAUGAGCGAUAUAUCAACUAGGCUAGUCCCCGAACAUGCUAAGGUAGCAACGACAAAACCCGCAAAUGAGCAUGAAGAGCAAGCUCUAAGCAUGAUUACAACACUGUUAGAAUGCGCUGUCGCCAUCUCUAUCGAUAAUUUGCCCGAUGCAAACCGAAUGCUGCUUGAGCUCACCCAGCUUGCCUCCCCUUAUUCCCCGUCCUGCGCAGAGCGGGUCAUCGCCUACUUCACCCACGCAAUGUUGAGUCGAGUCAUGAGCUCUAGGCUCUCAAUUUGUUCGCCUUUAGUCCCCCACAAGUCGAUAUUGGCUUCGUUCCAAGCUUUCAACAACAUCUCACCCUUCAUCAAAUUCUCCCAUUUUACGGCAAACCAAGCGAUCCUUGAGGUGUUUCAUCGCCACGAUCGAGUCCAUAUCAUCGACCUCGACAUCAUGCAGGGCCUCCAAUGGCCGGCACUGUUCCAUAUACUUGCAACAAGACCUGAUGGGCCUCCGCAUGUGCGAAUGACCGGCCUUGGGGACUCGAUGGAGGACUUACAAGAGACGGGAAAGCAAUUGUCAAAUUUCGCUAAGAGGCUCGGUAUGCCAUUUGAAUUCAGUCCAAUAGCGAAAAGGCUCGGUGAUAUUGACCCGUCGACGAUCCAGGCCCGCAGAGGUGAGGCCCUCGCCGUGCAUUGGCUACAACACUCGCUCUACGAUGCAAAUGGGCCAGAUUGGGCCACAAUGAGACUUAUCGAAGCACUUCGGCCCAAUGCAAUUACGCUUGUCGAACAAGAGAUGAUCCGCACGGGCUCGUUCUUGGACCGGUUCGUUGGGUCACUGCACUACUAUUCGACCCUGUUCGAUUCGUUGGGCGCGUCGUUGCCCGUAGACAACCCGUCCCGUUACCGGGUAGAGAACGGGCUUUUGGCCAGGGAGAUAGGUAAUAUAUUGGCCAAGGAGAAAUUCUCGAGUUGGAGGAUGGAAUUGGGCCGAAGGCCCGCGUUCGCUCAGCUGCCCAUGAGCUCAAACGCAAUGGCCCAGGCCCAACUGAUCCUUAACAUGUUCCCGCCCUCGCUGGGCUAUACGAUCCUGCAGGGCGACGGAACACUGCGGUUGGGCUGGAAGAAUACCGGGCUUUACACAGCCUCGGCCUGGACGUCAAGGCUGGCAAGGUGAUAAGUUUGGCCCAUAUCCUAGGCCCAUUAAAGAGGGGUUGCUGUAAUGUGACUAUAUAGUAGACGUAGAUUGAGGUUUGGUAGCUUAAUUAUGAACAACA
Asparagus officinalis (garden asparagus) is the source of this 1519-nucleotide messenger RNA. Its product is annotated as protein SCARECROW-like. Gene Ontology annotation, biological process: regulation of DNA-templated transcription. Gene Ontology annotation, molecular function: sequence-specific DNA binding; DNA-binding transcription factor activity. Gene Ontology annotation, cellular component: nucleus. The record is from RefSeq and is a predicted model, not a curated record. Lineage: Eukaryota; Viridiplantae; Streptophyta; Magnoliopsida; Asparagales; Asparagaceae.